GGCCAUUUCGCAAGAAGUCCAACCUGCAACAGUGAACGGUGAUUAGCCGUUCAACACAUAUUUAGAGCAAUCACCACUACGUGCCUCGAUCAGCGCGUCGUCUGCUACCAACUCCUCAGCCAACUUCCUUCAGCAGAACGACAUGGGCCGAAGAAACUCAUCACCGCGGACCACCGAGGAGCGUGGCCGCCGGCCAAACCUUCGCUCCUGUGCCACCGAGCCCUCAAUUACCGCGUCCAACGUCAGCCGGGGCGCUCUCGCCUUCCCUCACUCGGCGCACCGAGCUGCCGACCUGCUUACUCGGGUCGCUAUCUUCACAUCACCCGGCGGCAUCGCAGACCUGCCUUCCCGGGACGUCCCAUCACCUUCUUCCGUGUCCAGCCGCGGCUCAGCCGAAUCCUUUGUCCGUUCCAGGGCCGUCGACAUGCCUUCAACACCUCCAAGACAUGAGGGCGCACUGGAUGGCAGUCCUGCCUCUGUCGACUCCGGAAGCUACUUCAGCUUUCCCAGUCUUGAUGAAUGGGAAGGUGACAAAGUAGACGAGGAGAACGCAGGUUUCUCCUAAUGAGCUGAG
Messenger RNA from Sodiomyces alkalinus F11, 574 nucleotides. RefSeq lists its product as hypothetical. The record is from RefSeq and is a predicted model, not a curated record. Lineage: Eukaryota; Fungi; Ascomycota; Sordariomycetes; Glomerellales; Plectosphaerellaceae. Bases 143 to 565 code for a protein of 140 amino acids. The transcript has 2 exons.